This is a messenger RNA of Eremothecium gossypii ATCC 10895, 3333 nucleotides long. RefSeq names its product trehalose 6-phosphate synthase/phosphatase complex subunit (gene TPS3). Gene Ontology annotation, molecular function: catalytic activity. NCBI's taxonomy places the organism in Eukaryota, Fungi, Ascomycota, Saccharomycetes, Saccharomycetales, Saccharomycetaceae. The coding region runs from base 1 to 3333 and encodes 1110 amino acids. Gene Ontology annotation, biological process: trehalose biosynthetic process. The record is from RefSeq and is marked provisional. The transcript has a single exon. Gene Ontology annotation, cellular component: alpha,alpha-trehalose-phosphate synthase complex (UDP-forming); cytosol.
AUGGUGGUAAUAGUUGCGUCGUUAUUCUUGCCAUUUCAACCACAAUUUGAGAUUAGUACUUCGCGGACGGAGGCAGCGGCACUAGUGGACUCACAGGUAGUGAAAAUCCCAGCGCUUGGCGGUCCAGCAGAAAGCGCAAAUGUGGUGCUGAAGGCCAAACGCGCCUCGUCGUCACAUGGUUUGACGUCUCCGUUCGUUGGACCGACAGAACAAAACUCCGGGUCUGACGACGUUACAGAUGCGAGCAAGACAGGCGCCCGAGGGGGCAUCAGCUCGCAGCUGCUGAUGGAGAAUAUCACGUCCAAUGUCAACAGCGCUGCGGGUACGCCCGGUGCGCAGCUGGGCAACCACGGGAAUACAUCCGUGGAGGAAUUUUUUGCUUCCGGGGGGACUGCGAGAGCGAGGGAUGCCGACCCGGGAUCAGAGGUGUAUUCCACGGCGUCGUCGCCGGCGGGGGAGUCGAGCUCGAGCGUGCAGCCGGGCGCUGUUUUGAACAACGCGGACUCGACCGCGAACCUGCUUAAGAACGUGAACAAAAAGCUCCUGUACCAAUCAGUGCUUGCUGGCAGCUUGUCUACUUCGGCGCUUGAGGGGCACAAGAGCACGACGAGCAGCAAUGCCCACAGCACUGUGAUCACGCCACGUUCGCGGCAGCUGCCCGACGUAGCCAGCAGCGUGACCAAUGUCCCGAAGGGUAAAGCUAUGCGGCAGAUGCCCGUGCGGAGGUUGUUGCACCGCAAAUCGUCGAGCAGUAUAGCCACUGUGCAUUCGAAUUUGAAGUACCCCCUGAAUAUCAAUGACUAUGACGAGGAGUCUGUGGAGGAAGAAGGGGGACGGCAGUCGUCAUUGCCGCACAUGCCAUACAAGGAGGCGGAGGAACAGGAGUCGAGCGACGAGGAGGAGCUCGAUCUCGAUGAAAAUGGGAACCGUAAGAAUGCUGUGCCAAAGUUUGGGGGAUACUCAAACACUGCCCGGAUCAGGGCCCAGCUGAUGAUGAACUCCCAGAAUAUCUUCAAGACAGCCCCGUGGAAGAUUGUUCCAAGUAGCAAAGGCAAUGGCGGCCUCAAGAACGCGCUAACCACUGCCCUGGUUGAGAAAACUAUUGAGCAACCAGUCACUUGGAUCGGCACGGUGGGCAUUCCUACUGAUGCCGUUCCGCCAGAUGUUCUGAAAGGCAUUACUGAGCAGCUUGACGAGGCGUUCGAUUCGAAGGCAGUGAUUACGGAUGACAUAACGUUUAAGAGUGCGUACCAGAACUUCUGCAAGAAGAUCCUGUGGCCAACUUUGAAUUAUCAGAUUCCAGACAAUCCUAAUUCGAAGGCAUUUGAGGAUCACUCGUGGAACUAUUACCAGCACUUAAACCAGCAAUUCGCCGACAAGAUUGUGGAAUCGUACAAAGACGGUGACUUAGUUUGGGUUCAUGACUAUCACUUAAUGCUUGUUCCUGAAAUGGUACGCAAGAAGCUUCCAACUGCCAAAAUUGGUUUCUUCCUGCACGUUUCUUUCCCUAGCAGUGAAGUAUUUAGAUGUUUUGCACAGCGGGAAAAGAUCCUGGAAGGGAUUCUAGGUGCACACUCGAUUGGUUUCCAAACGGAGGAGUAUGCACGGCACUUCCAACAGACGGCGAACAGGCUGCUCAUGUGCGAUGUAGCCGACCGUAUUCUUAGAUACAAGGGCCGCAUUAUCGCCAUAGAAAGCACACCCAUCGGUGUCGACGCUUUUGACCUUGAGGUACAGUUGAAAUCUCAAGAGACACUUGAAUGGAGGAGGUUGAUACGCGAACGCUGGGCAGGCAAAAAGCUAAUUGUUAGCCGUGACCAGUUUGACCGAAUCCGUGGUCUUCGUAAGAAGAUGCUGGCCUAUGAACGCUUCUUAAAGUUGAAUCCAGAGUACAUUGAUCGGGUUGUGCUGAUCCAGGUGUGCCUAGGCUCCGGCCGUGACUCCGAAAUGGAGCGCGAGGUCAUGACCGUGGUCGACCGGAUCAACGCCCUCUCGCGGGAUAUCAGCGUAUCACAGCCCGUGGUAUUCUUACAUCAAGAUCUGCAGUUCCCUCAAUAUCUUGCGCUCAACUGCGAAGCAGACAUGUUCCUCGUUAGUACCAUGAGAGAGGGUAUGAACUUGACCUGUCAUGAAUUUGUGAUAUGUUCACAAGAGAAAAAUGCUCCAUUGUUGCUGUCCGAGUUCACAGGGAGCGCCCGCGUGCUGGGAUCUGGCUCCCUCCUGAUCAACCCAUGGGACAUCAGGCAGGUAGCUGACACCAUCAAGGUCGGUCUCGAAUUAAGCAAAGAGCAGAGGCGCCGCAAGUGGAAGCAGAUGUUCAAGAGCGUGAUCAUGCAUGAUUCGGACAACUGGAUGGCCUCGUCGCUUGCAAGCAUCAAUAACAGCUGGGAGGCCAACCGCGAGAGAUCCAAGGUAUUCAAUCUUUCUCUGGAUAAGAUUCUCGACAGCUACGAAACUGCGCGGAGGCACAUCUUCAUACUCAAGCUUUCGGAGCCACCGACCGCUCGCAUGGUGACCGUCCUUUCGGAGCUCUGCACGAGAAGCGCUGUCUUCAUCAUUAAUUCUUUCUCGAGGUCGAUGCUGGAGCGUCUCUACUGCAGGGUCCCCAACAUAGGGCUCAUCGCCGAGAAUGGCGCCUUUGUUCGCCUCAACGGUAUCUGGUAUAACAUGGUCCAGGACGUUUCCUGGAAGGAGGACAUUAUCAAGGUGAUCGAAGAUAAGGUCGAGCGCCUGCCUGGGUCCUACUACAAGGUGGGCGAGACUAUGAUCCGCUUCCACACCGAAAACGCAGAGGACCAGGACCGUGUCUCGAAUGUCGUUGGCGACGCCAUCACGCACGUCAACACGCUCUUUGGCGACAACGGCAUUCACGCCUACGUUCAUAAGAACAUCGUGUUCGUCCAGCAGUCCGGCCUGUCCGUGCAGGCCCUCAGGUUCCUGCUCAACCACUACAACUCGGUCGACGACACCCCUGGCUCCACCCCCGCGCACUCCCCGGCUGUCUCGCCCGUCAUGACCCCGGUCAAUUCCUCGCUGGCCAUGUCUCCAAGCACCGCCGCAUCUAAAACCCCCUCGGCCGCGACCGCAACAGCCAGCUACUUUAGCAAUGGCCGUUCCACCAGUCGCGUCGAGUUUGUCUGUGUCACUGGGACUUCAUCGCCGGUCCUGGAGCCGCUGUUCCAGUCUAUCAAUGAACUGGCCAAAAAGGGCGACCUGCCCUACGGAUACACUGUCGCCUACGGCGACGCUAUUACCACAUACGCUAAAGAGCACGUCGAAGGUUCCAACGAAUUAUUUGGCAUUCUAGACAAACUGACCUUCAUUGGCUGCUGA